Molecule: messenger RNA, 4866 nt
Organism: Ochlerotatus camptorhynchus
Lineage: Eukaryota; Metazoa; Arthropoda; Insecta; Diptera; Culicidae
Exons: 2
Coding region: 1-4866 (1621 amino acids)
Source: RefSeq, a predicted model, not a curated record
AUGGUUAGCUGUGACGACUGUGAACGGUGGUUUCAUUUUGACUGCGUCGGAGUUAACGCAGAUGUGGCCAACCACGAUUGGAGCUGUCAGGAAUGCAUCGUUGCCAGAGUUCCUGCUCCACGACCGCCGCAUCCACGAACUCCUACAGUUGAGCCUUUACUGCACCCGCAGUCACCAGUUCCACUUCUGCCCACACCGCAAACACCAAUCUCGCCGGUACCCUCACCACGACUGCAAACUCCGCGAACACCGAUCGGGCCACCGCGUAGUCCGUUGCCAAAUCCGCAACCACCUACACCACGUCCUCGGACACCACGAUUUCCAAAUCUGCAGCCACCAACCCCACGUCCACGUACUCCACGAACACCGAUUGUGCCACCGGAUGUGCCGCUAGUUCCCAGACAAGCCUUUGUUGAUCCCGAUCUAGUUAACAAACUUCCUACUGAGCUCCGGAUCCAGCUGUUGGAAGAAGAGGAAGCCAUCGAGCGCAAGUUUAUGUUACGUAGGUUUCAGCUUUUGCUUGACUCAUCAGCGAGUUUCAAACCUGUGGUUCAAGGCAACUGUAACAGAAGUGAUCCAGCACGUAACGAUGUAAGAGAUGAUCCUGUUUUUCAUUCGUCGCCUAUGAACGAUCAUCGUCGCAACAUUCCACCAUUUGCUCCACCUAUGGUCCACCAAAAUCGUAACGAGUCAACAUUCAUUCCGCGUCUGAGAGAGCAACAACUGUACGUCCCGGUUGACGUUCCACCUUUGGUCAACAAUCGACCCAAUUUUUCGGCCAUUGAUCCACCUCGAGUCAAUCAACAGCGGCAUAUACCGGCAGUUAAUCCAGCCUACCAACGACCCAAUGCUUCGACGUUUGCUCCUCCUCAGACCGACCAGCGUCCGCAUAUUCCAUUGUUUUCCCAGCCGAAUCACCAUCAGCACCAGAACGCUUCCGCGUUUGCCCCAUAUGUUGGUCUUCCGCGUCCUACUGCUCAAGUGAACCACCCAUAUGACUAUCAUGACUUUCCUUCCGCCAUGGGAGCAACGGCGCUGCUGAAUGGAAGCCAAAUCGCCGCUCGUCAUGCGGUCUCGAAGGAGUUACCAGUAUUCACCGGUGAACCAGAAGAGUGGCCGCUAUUCUUUGCGUCCUUUGAGAACACCACACACCUCUGCGGAUUUUCACCCGAAGAAAACAUGGUUCGUCUGCAGAAGUGCCUCAAAGGAAAAGCGCUGGAAGCGGUGAGAUGUCAGCUAUUGCACCCUAGCAACCUGGAACAAGUAAUCUCCACGCUAAAGAUGCUUUUUGGGCGUCCAGAAAUCAUAGUACAUUCACUGCUGCAGAAAAUUAAUAUUCUGCCUGCUCCCAAAGCGGAUCGUCUUGGUACGCUUGUUGAUUUCGCUUUGGCCGUGCGUAAUAUGGUGGCUACCGUUAAAGCCUGUCAAUUAGAGGAGCACCUAUGCAACCUCACUCUUCUGCACAGCUUAACUGAACGGCUUCCUCCGAUGAUUCGAUUGAAUUGGGCGACUCAUCGACAGUCUCUUCAUGCCGUGACGAUAUCAGAGUUCAGUGACUGGCUAUACAACCUAGCGGAAGCAGCUAGUACCGUGACAAUGCCACAGUUUUCAAGUUCAUUCGACAGCAAAUCUCAUCGCGGGCGGAAGGAUGAUGGAUUCUUGAACGCUCACACCGAAAUAGAUGCGAAGGUUAAGCAACCCGAAGUUAGCGGUGGUUGCCUCGUCUGCCAUGGAGAUUGCGUUGCAGUUGAGAAGUGCGAGAAAUUUCUGUCGUUCGGUCUUUCCGUUCGAUGGGACACACUCCGGGAGUACAAGCUAUGCCGUAGUUGCCUGGGCAACCAUCGUGGUCCCUGUAAGAUUGGAAAACUAUGUGGGAAGAAUGGCUGCCAGUACAAACAUCAUCGGCUUCUGCACAACGAUGCGAAGGAUAAACAAGAGACGUUGUCAUCCAGUUCGGACAACCGUGGUCCUCAGCUAGGAACCAAAAGUUCGCCAGAAACCGAAUCAUGCAACACGCAUCGUGGAGGAAAUAAAGCUGUAUUAUUCCAGUACAUUCCAGUUAUUUUGUACCACAAUGGAAUUGAGCUGCGUACACAUGCAUUCCUGGACAGUGGAUCUUCCCUGACAUUGAUGGAGGAGAGUUUGGCGAAAGAAUUGAACCUGCGAGGUGAGAAGUAUCCACUUUGUCUGCGCUGGACUGCUGAUACAUGCCGAUAUGAAAAAGAUGCCACAAUUGUCUCUUUGAGCAUCUCCGGCACGCACAGCAGUAGUAGCCAGCACAGCCUGUCGGAGGUCUACACUGUUAAAGAUCUGAAGCUUCCGUCACAAUCUCUUCCUGCACGUAAGCUGUCAGGAAAGUACGCUCAACUUAAGGGUCUGCCGAUAGAACCAUACAACAACGUUCGUCCAAAGCUAUUAAUCGGGAUGAGCAAUGUUAGGGUACUGCAUCCCCUAGAAGGCCGUGAAGGAAAGCUAGAUGAGCCUGUAGCAGUUAAGACACGUCUAGGUUGGACGGUCUAUGGCACUUGUCCGUCGGCAGGUGGUAUGGCAUCAGAUGAAACUCCACACAACUUCCAUAUCUGCUUCCAUUCUCACGGUUCGGACGAAAGUCUGCACGAAGCUGUCAAGAACUAUUUCGCACUUGACAGUUUAGGCAUCAGUGUGCAACGAAAUCAGCUACUCUCCAAGGAAGAUGAACGCGCUUUGGCAAAACUGCAAGAAACUACAUCCUUCAAGGACGGGCAAUACGAAGUAGGCCUACUCUGGAAAUUUGACGACGUGCGUUUGCCCAACAACCGAACCAUGGCAUUGAGACGUCACCGUUGCUUGACAAAGAGGAUGGAACGUGAGCCUGAUUUAUCAGAGACAUUGCGGGAAAAAAUGGCGGACUACGAGCGCAAAGGGUACAUUCGCAAACUCACACCCGAAGAGAGCCGAAAGACCGGAAAUCGAACAUGGUACCUGCCGAUAUUCCCGGUGUUCAACCCCAACAAACCAGGGAAAGUUCGGAUAGUGUUCGAUGCAGCCGCUUGUUUUGGAGGUGUCUCCCUGAAUUCUAUGUUGAUGAAAGGCCCAGAUCAAUUGAAUGAUCUUCCACCUGUGCUGUAUAAGUUUCGAGAAAGGUUGAUAGGCCUGGGAGGCGACUUAGCGGAGAUGUUUCAUCAGAUGCGGAUGAAAGCUGAAGAUGAAGAUAGUCAGCGGAUCGUGUGGUGCGCUAACGCAGACACAACAGAACCAUGUGACUACGUGAUGCAGGUGGUGACAUUCGGUGCUACAUGUUCACCCAGCACGGCACUCUUCGUCCUGAAUGAGAAUGCGACCCGGUUCACAAACGAGUAUCCUGCCGCCGUCAACGCUAUCCACCAUAGACACUACGUUGACGACAUGUUAACAAGCGUAGAAACGGAGGAAGAAGCUAUCAAAUUGGCGAACGAGGUUCGAUACGUUCACAAGCAGGGUGGAUUUCACAUGAGGAAUUGGGUUUCGAAUCCGCCGGCUGUGUUGGAAGCGCUAGGAGAGAACCUGAAGUCAGAGAAGUCUAUGGAGAUGAACGCUGAGAUCGGCAUGGAGAAGGUCCUUGGAAUGUGGUGGAGUACUACGUCCGAUGUCUUUCGUUACAAACUCUGUACGAGUCGCAACAAGGAGCUUCUCACUGGACGAAAGCACCCUACCAAACGGGACGUGCUCCGUACUUUGAUGGCUAUCUAUGAUCCUCUGGGGCUCAUCGCACAUUACUUGAUGUAUUUGAAGGUGCUGCUACAGGAGAUAUGGAGAGCGAGAACUGGAUGGGAUGAGGAGAUUGAGGAGAAUCAGCUGGAGAAGUGGUUAACCUGGCUGCGUAUAUUGCCGGAAUUGGAAUCAGUGACGAUCAAUCGCUGCUAUUAUCGCUACGAAGUGGGAAUUGAUCAAACCACUAUCGAACUGCAUACAUUCGUGGAUGCUAGCGAAAGUGGCUACGCUGCCGUGUCCUACUUUCGUUUCGAGGUGAACGGCCACGUGGAGUGCGCUCUAAUUGGAAGCAAGACAAGAGUUGCGCCCAUCAAGUUCGUCUCUAUCCCUCGGUUAGAACUCCAAGCGGCCGUCAUUGGUACGCGUUUGGCUCACAACAUCGCAGAAGGGCACUCCAUUAAAAUCCAUCGUCGUUACUUCUGGACGGAUGCACGGGACGUUAUGUGUUGGCUACAGUCCGACCACCGGCGUUAUUCCCAAUUCGUGGCCUUCCGUGUUGGUGAAAUACUGGAAGCGACAAACAUCACGGAGUGGAGCUGGUUGGGCACGAAGUACAACGUAGCCGACGACGGCACGAAAUGGAAGUUCAAACCAGACCUCAAGCCAACAAGCCGUUGGUUCACCGGACCGUCGUUCCUGUGGAGGCCAAAGAACGAAUGGCCAGAGUCGUCGCUGAUCGGUGAAGAAACCUGCACAGAGAUCCGACCGAGUAUGAUGCACCAUUCGGAAGGAAGGGUUCGUACAAUUUUGCUGCCGGAAAAUUUCUCUUCGUGGCAACGUUUGCAGCGCGUAACGGCCUAUGUUCAACGUUUCUUCGUCAAUCUCAGAAAGAAGAAAAAUAGAAAACCAUCGAUCGCCGGUCCGCUUACACAGGAAGAACUUUCUACGGCGGAGACGUUCCAAAUAAAGCGAGCACAGGAAGACGCCUACGGUGAAGAACUAGCGGUAUUAGCAGCGAGCAGACGGCUCCAUAAGAAGAAUUGCUUGUACAAACUGAACCCGUUCAUCGACGAUCUUGGUAUGACAGUGACAAGUACCCUAUUGUGCUUCCUCGAGCUCAUCCAGCAACGCAUCUUAUCGUCGCUAACGUACAUCAACAUUAUCAUCAUCAGUACCACGAAGCAUGCGUUAACCUAG